AUAUCGCGCAAGUGCAGCGUGACUAGAUUAUUCAAAUUGAUCGUCGUUCCUAUCACUGGCUCUCCUUCCCUCCUCCUUCCUUCUCUUCUCUCUCCUCGGAUGAUCCAACAAACGAAUGCUCGUCAGGUUGGGACAGGUCUUCGUGGAGGGGCCGUGGAUACUUCAGAACUUACAUGGGGUCAGUGGUCUGGGCGAAAGUGAGCGUUUAUUCCUUGCCAUAGUCUGCUUUGCCUCUGAUUUUCGUAGGUUAUACGCCCUCGAGGUCAUUCAGAAUCCGCUAAGAGCUCGAAUGUGUGGUUUUGGUGACAAGGAUCGACGACCGUUAGCACCAGCAGCAGUGGUGAAGAUGGUGGUCAAGCGAGAUGACGAUAGUACUGUUGACGUCGACGACGUGGAUUGCUCCUUUUUCCUUGUAACAGUCGAUCUCUGGUCUGGGGACGGGAAACAAGAGAUGAACCUAGUCUUACAUCCUUCUUCGUCCGAACGAUACGUCCAGCAGACGCCAAAGUCAAGUAGCAGCAGCAGGCGGCGUACAUCCAAAAGUGGACAACCGCCUAACCCUACUCGAACGCCGACACCGACACCGACACCAACGUCCCCCGAGCAGCCGUACCCACCAUACCCGACACCUACUACGAACGACCUCGCAUAUCAGGAGACUACCCCGACAUGGGGCUACCCCAGUACGUCCUUCCCACAACCGCCUCAGCAACCUUCCCAGUCUUUCGGCCGAGAACCAUGGCAAGUCGACCCCGACAACUCCGAAGGGCCUGAAUACCGUCCAUGGACUGCAGAGGCGUACUCCAAUCCUCCACCACCACCGCCACCCAACCCAAAUCCUAAUCCAAGUCCAGGUUCGUAUUGGGAACCGGCUGCUCCCGCCCCUACGUCUCCGUCUGUAGCCAAGGAGAAGCGACCCCCGCCUAUACCGCCUCUGCCCCGACACACAUAUACGCGCACUCUCGUCGGUCCGCUAUCUGCAAAUGCCACUCGCCUUCUGGACGAACACCGCAAGCCAGGGAUAUUCUUCCUCUUCCAGGACCUGUCCGUUCGCACUGAGGGUACAUUUCGCCUGCGUCUGAGGCUGAUGAACGUAGGUGCUCCCCCUGCGCCUGAAGCGGGGGCAUCGGCGGUGCAUACAGACGUGUCGCCUGUGCUGGCGCAGACGUUCACAGAGCCCUUUACGGUGUUUUCGGCAAAGAGGUUCCCUGGUGUUCCGGAUACGACGGCGUUGUCUAUUGCCCUUGGGAAUCAGGGGCAGAAACUUCCUUUGCGGAACCGACAUGGGUCGAAUAAACGACGACGACACGAUUCUGGUUCGGAGGACGACUCGGAUGGGGAGUAGUAGGAUGGGAUGGACAUAUAGAUUUGGUUUAUUCGUUGGUGUUUCCUGCAUCUGUAAGAUUUAUUGAUGUAUUUUUUUUUGUAUAUCGGAAGAAUUUAUGGUA
Messenger RNA from Guyanagaster necrorhizus, 1448 nucleotides. RefSeq lists its product as uncharacterized. The coding region runs from base 116 to 1345 and encodes 409 amino acids. The transcript has 5 exons. The record is from RefSeq and is a predicted model, not a curated record. NCBI's taxonomy places the organism in Eukaryota, Fungi, Basidiomycota, Agaricomycetes, Agaricales, Physalacriaceae.